AUGGUUAAACAAAGGAACUCGAAAAAUGGUUUUAUGUUUAAACUUAAAUCUAUUCUCCUUAAUAAUAAAUAUAGUGAAAUUUUACAAAUCAACCUUGAUAAAAAUGGUUUCAUUAUUCAUGAUUUGGAUAAAUUCAAGAAUCAAGUCUUAAAAGAAAACUAUCGACACACUAAUUUCAAUAGUUUCAGAAGAUCCUUAAAUUUGUAUGGGUUUUCUUCAAAAAAAUACAAAAAAAGGAAAAUAUUGUAUAUGAACCCUAAUUUCAACAUAAAUGCAGAAGAACUCCUAAGAAUUCAAAUAAGACCAGCUGAAAUAUAGGAUUUCAAGAGCGAACUAAUUAGGGACUACAAUACAUUAUACGAUAUUCGGGAAAGUUAAAAAAAAAUCAUGCAAUAAGUUUAACAGCUAAUUGAGGCUUAAAAUAUAUUGCACUAAAAAAUUCAGAGAUAAUAUUUGGCUUAUUUAAAAGAGAGAAUAUUUUAAAGAAUCCGAUUUAGGAAAUUAGAACGAUUUUGUUUUUCCUUCUAUUUUAAUAUACAAGAUUAAAAGUACAAAAAAAUUAUAGAAAGAAGUCUGGUUAUAGUUGCAAAAACACUUUCACAAUCAUCUGAAAGUUAGAUGAUUUUAGAUACUUAUAAUUUGAAUUAAUAACAAGAAACAUAUUAAUAGCAGUUUAGUAUGUAUUUGGAUAGAAAUCUUCUAUCUAAUGGAAACAGUAAAGCAUUAUCAAACAGUCCAGGAGAAUUUGACUUGAAUUAAAGUUUUAGUGCUUUGAGUAACUACUUCGAGUUUUGA
Messenger RNA from Paramecium tetraurelia, 795 nucleotides. RefSeq lists its product as uncharacterized. Lineage: Eukaryota; Ciliophora; Oligohymenophorea; Peniculida; Parameciidae. Gene Ontology annotation, molecular function: DNA-binding transcription factor activity; sequence-specific DNA binding. Gene Ontology annotation, biological process: regulation of DNA-templated transcription. The transcript has 4 exons. The record is from RefSeq and is a predicted model, not a curated record.